GGGGGCUUUUCCUGCUCAAGUGAACACAUCGGCCAUUGAGGAUAAGUUGAAGACACCACAGCUAAAGGCGGCUAGUCCGAAAGAAGACAAUCCCUAAAUAUUAAAAUAACACUACCUGCCGGACUCGCGCGGCUUCAUGCUCUGCUACAGCGGAGACGUUUGAGUGUGUCGGCGUGUGUGCUGCGCCAGGAGUCGGGCCACAAAGUGUGGGAAAAUGCCAUCUUUUUCAUGGAGGGUUUGGCCUGCACUUGUGUUGCUUCUCUUCCCUUCCACUGUGGCUGCCGAGGAGUCGUCACUACUGGAAGGCUGGCACGAUGUCUGGCUCUUCCGCUUCCUCGUCAACAUGCUGGGAUACUCCUCCAUCAUAAUCCCAGGCUACUUCCUCAUUAGCUACUUCAAGCGCACCAAUUACUUAGAAACAGGUAGUGGGAUUUGCUUCCCUGUCAUAAAGACCUGUGUGUUUGGCAGCGAAGCCAAAACAGGUCUGUUAGAUGAUGUGUCAGUAGCACCCAGGAACGAGGGUGAUUCGGGGUCGUCAGUCAAACAGGUCGUCAAAUUAAUCUUUUGUGCAGCCGGACUUCAGGCAUCGUACCUGACAUGGGGAGUCCUGCAGGAGAGGGUGAUGACACGUUCAUACGGCGCCACGACCCCAGAAGAGGAGGGUGAGAAGUUCAAGGACUCUCAGUUCUUGGUCUUCAUGAACCGUAUCCUGGCUCUGACCGUAUCGGGCCUGUGGUGCAUCCUGUUCAAGCAGCCUCGCCAUGGAGCACCCAUGUACAAGUACUCCUUCGCCUCGCUCUCCAACAUCAUGAGCAGCUGGUGCCAGUACGAAGCCCUCAAGUACAUCAGCUUCCCCACUCAAGUCCUGGCCAAGGCCUCGAAGGUCAUUCCCGUCAUGCUCAUGGGUAAGAUCGUCUCCCACAAGAGCUACGAAUAUUGGGAGUACUUCACCGCCGUGCUGAUCUCAGUGGGCGUGAGCAUGUUCCUGUUGUCCAGUGCACCCAGCAAGCACCCGUCCACCGUCACCACCUUCAGCGGGAUCGUCAUCCUGAUCGGCUACAUUGUCUUUGACAGCUUCACCUCCAACUGGCAGGACAACCUGUUCAAGUACAAGAUGUCGUCAGUGCAGAUGAUGUUCGGGGUAAACCUGUUCUCCUGCCUCUUCACAGUCGGCUCGCUGCUGGAGCAGGGUGCCUUCUUCGACUCGCUGGCCUUCAUGACACGCCACUCCGAGUUUGCCUUCCAUGCCGUCUUGCUGUCCGUGUGCUCGGCGUGCGGCCAGCUCUUCAUCUUCUACACCAUCAGCCAGUUUGGUGCCGCAGUCUUCACCAUCAUUAUGACCCUGCGACAGGCCAUCGCCAUCCUCCUCUCUUGUUUCCUCUACGGUCACGCCGUCACCUUAGUAGGUGGAUUUGGUGUUGCGGUAGUUUUCUUGGCACUUUUCUUACGGGUGUACGCACGUAGUCGCAUGAAGGCAGGCCGGCGGUCAGCGCAGCCGCUCGCACAGAAGGUGUAGCACUCUGAAGUUGCGCCAAACUGGGAACUGAAACCACGUUUUCUGUGGUGCUUUUUUGUCUAUUCGUGUGUUAUCUUUUGGUUUUUUUUUUACUGUUCUUUUCCAUUGGUUUUAUUUUUUCUUAGCAACGGUACACAAAGGGAUUCUGCAGUUUUGACUCUUACACCAAGAUGCCCCCGCGGGGUCAAUGUGAUUCGUCAGGUCAGCAGUCACAGAAGUUUUUGAGUGCCUGUAAGAUUGUCUAAGACACAAGUCCCAAACUAUAAACUUUGCAGACUGCCUCUUCACCUCUUUGACAGUUAACACUAGUAUAUUUUUCUUGAACGUGGCUUUUGCAGCCGAUACAGAUGACUGUGACCCUGGAAAACGUAUGUGUAUGGUGAAGCAUUAAUUUUCAAGCGUUAAUGACAUUGCCCCUUACUUACCUUUAUGCCAGAUAUUUGAACAAGAAGGUCACCUUCUGUAAUGACAACACUUUGUUAUCUUUCAGUCACAAUAGCCAGACUCUUAUCACACAGUCCUCCAUGUUGGAGAGCAGGGGCCUUUACGUGUCUUAAUGUGGGAGUUUAUCUCGUAACGCUGUAAACAUAGCCUGAAAACAUGGUGCACACAUAUUUGUUUAAGUUAAGGUAAAAAACAGUUUAUCUUAGAGAAGAGCGCACUCCUUACAAGUUGUAUCAUUUUACCCCGACAUCAGAGAACUAGAUGCUGCUGUGGGUACUUUUUGCACGGCAUUAUUUUAAGAUUUUUUUGUUGUGUUUCAACACAGAUUUUACUUAAUGUUUUAACUUCGGGCUAAAAAGUCUUGUAAAUAUAUCUCUUAGUCAUUGUUUAUUUCCAACUUGUCUGUUGUGUACUUUUGUAAAAGGACUGCUUCAUGUGUUUUCACCGUUACAUGUGAAUGUUUGGAAGAAUACUGAGCGGAUGAUGAUGAAGAUGAUGAUGUUCAUUGCUGUCAUAAGGAUGUAAAGAUACUGUAAGCCCAGUGGGGAGUUUGCAGAUCAGAAUACAUACAAGGGAAAUGCAAUGUUACUGGUACCUUGUUUUUAUCAUUCUACUAUUUCCUCUGGUAACUGGAUUAAUAAUAAAACAUAUUAAAUUAACUUAACACUAUAAA
This is a messenger RNA of Epinephelus moara (kelp grouper), 2633 nucleotides long. It is a transcript of the gene slc35b2, whose product is annotated as solute carrier family 35 member B2. The record is from RefSeq and is a predicted model, not a curated record. Gene Ontology annotation, molecular function: 3'-phosphoadenosine 5'-phosphosulfate transmembrane transporter activity. Gene Ontology annotation, cellular component: endoplasmic reticulum membrane; Golgi membrane. NCBI's taxonomy places the organism in Eukaryota, Metazoa, Chordata, Actinopteri, Perciformes, Serranidae. Gene Ontology annotation, biological process: transmembrane transport. The transcript has 4 exons. Bases 215 to 1516 code for a protein of 433 amino acids.